Messenger RNA from Scomber scombrus (Atlantic mackerel), 837 nucleotides. RefSeq lists its product as uncharacterized. Gene Ontology annotation, biological process: epidermal cell differentiation; regulation of transcription by RNA polymerase II. Bases 1 to 837 code for a protein of 278 amino acids. Gene Ontology annotation, molecular function: RNA polymerase II cis-regulatory region sequence-specific DNA binding; DNA-binding transcription factor activity, RNA polymerase II-specific. Lineage: Eukaryota; Metazoa; Chordata; Actinopteri; Scombriformes; Scombridae. The record is from RefSeq and is a predicted model, not a curated record. Gene Ontology annotation, cellular component: nucleus. The transcript has 4 exons.
AUGCCGAGAUCUUUCCUUGUGAAGAAGAAACGUGGGGCGUGUGGAGCAUGGCAAUGGAAAGAGUCAGAGCAGGCUGAGUGGAAGGAAGAUAAUACAGCAGAUGCUAAAGGGUCAGUGUCCUGCUGUGCUGACACCCAACAGUCUGCUACUGUGCCUCAGCCAGUAACCACCUUAGGAUGUGGGACAGCAGCAGAAAUGAGAGUGCCAGUUCCUUUGGCAGGGUCAGGAGAGGCAGGGGCUGACACCAGGCAGGACUGGCCCACACUGAUGCUCCGCGGUUCCUUCUACCAUCCCAACACACUGGCACUGGUCAGCAGAGCCAAGCCCCGUCCACGUACAUCCUUCAGCUCAGGUGACUUUGUGUGCUCAGUGUGCCACAAGAUAUUCCCCCUGCAGCGCAUGUUGACCCGUCACCUCAAGUGUCACAGCAUGGUGAAGAGACAUCCUUGUCGAUUCUGUGGCAAAGGAUUCAACGAUACCUUCGACCUCAAGAGGCAUAUGCGAACACACACAGGUAUCCGUCCCUACAAGUGUGAGCUGUGUGAGAAAGCCUUCACGCAGCGCUGCUCUCUGGAGUCCCAUAUGAGGAAGAUUCACAGCGUUAACCAACAGUAUGCCUACCGCCAGAGACGUUCCAAGAUCUUCGUGUGUGAGGACUGUGGUUACACCUCCAGCCGCCCAGAUGAGUACUUCCUCCACGUGAGACAGUGCCACCCCGGCAGUCCCGCCCUCCGCAGGUACUACCGCCGCCAGGCCCAUGAGAACAGCAGCUUUGCACCAGGGGAGGGUAAACUCAACCCCUAUGUACUGUAUUCAACCCCUGCUUACUACAUGUAG